AUGGGCUCCGGGACGAGCUCCUGCUGCGGCGGCGCCGAGAAGGUGGGGCACGGGUGCGUGAGCGCGUCAUCGGGCGCCGCGGCGGGGACGGGCAGCGGCGGCGGCAGCACGUGGAGGAUCUACAGCUACAAGGAGCUCCACGCCGCCACGGGCGGCUUCAGCGAGGAGAACAAGCUCGGCGAGGGCGGCUUCGGCAGCGUCUACUGGGGCAAGACCCCCGACGGCGUCCAGAUCGCCGUCAAGCGCCUCAAGCCCAACAACAACAACUCCAAGGCCGAGAUGGAGUUCGCCGUCGAGGUCGAGGUGCUCGCCCGCGUCCGCCACCGCAACCUGCUGGGGCUCCGCGGGUACUGCGCCGGCGCCGCCGCCGACCAGCGCAUGAUCGUGUAUGAUUACAUGCCCAACCUCAGCCUCCUGUCCCACCUCCACGGCCAGUUCGCCUCCGACGCCACCCUCGACUGGCGCCGCCGUGUGGGUGUGGCCGUUGGUGCCGCCGAGGCGCUUGUGCACCUCCACCACGAGGCUUCUCCCAGCAUCAUCCACCGGGACAUCAAGGCCAGCAACGUGCUGCUUGACUCCGACUUCGCGCCGCUCGUCGCUGAUUUUGGGUUCGCCAAGCUCGUCCCCGACGGCGUCUCGCACAUGACCACCAGGGUCAAGGGCACCCUCGGCUACCUCGCGCCGGAGUACGCCAUGUGGGGCAAGGUCUCCGGGGCGUGCGACGUGUACAGCUUCGGCAUCCUUCUCGUCGAACUGGUGUCGGGCAGGAAGCCUAUCGAGAGGCUGCCGUCGGGUGCCAAGCGCACCAUCACCGAGUGGGCGGAGCCCCUCAUCGCGCGCGGCCGGCUCGGGGACCUCGUGGACCCGCGCCUCCGUGGCGUCUACGACGCGGCGGAGCUGGCGCGCAUGCUCGAGGCCGCCGCGCUCUGCGUGCAGGGGGAGCCCGAGCGGCGUCCGGACAUGCGCGCCGUCGUGCGGAUCCUGCGCGGCGCGACUGCCGCUCCUGACGGCGCGGCCGCGGCGGCCUCCAAGGGGGGCAACGACGCCCAGGUCCGGCCUGCGGUGAGGAUGGAGAGCGUCAAGUACGCAGACCACCUUAUGGAGACGGAGAACAGCGUGUACUCCGGCGACGGGGACGAGGACGAGGUAGACGACGAGAAGGAGGCCGCCGACUACAGCAGCGACGAGGUGGAGGAGUACUCGCUGAUGGACGACCAGAGCAGCAUGAACUUCGGCGUGUUCGGCGCCAUGCCGGUGGUGCCGGUGCAGACCAUGCACGACCCCUACGUCAGGAGGUUUGGAGGAAAUGGCGUCAAGAUAUGA
This is a messenger RNA of Triticum turgidum subsp. durum (durum wheat), 1323 nucleotides long. Lineage: Eukaryota; Viridiplantae; Streptophyta; Magnoliopsida; Poales; Poaceae. The record is from the annotation of a GenBank genome assembly.